ACAAUGAGGAUCAUAAUUUUUCUCCUCACUUUGAGCAUUUUCUCAUGUUCAGGGUUCCCAGUGUAUGACUAUGAUCUCCCUGUCACAGAGGAGGCUCUCAAUGCUUCCAUUGCCCGGAUCAAUUCCCAGUCAUGGAGCAGAAACCUGUAUGGCGUUGUCAGGAGCCGAGUCAUGGGUGUGGACACGUGGGACAGCGACACUUACGGGUUAGAUCUGCGCUUCAGCAUCCGCGAGACUGUGUGCACCAAAGCUUCGGGGAGAGACCCCUCCACCUGUGACUUCAAAAGUGGUCCUUUCGUGCCCACUGCUUCCUGCAGGAGCGUUGUGGAGGUCUCCGGGGGACUGAUUGCCAACCUCACCGUGCGGUGCCAUCGCAGUGCGGUCAGCUCUGAAUCCAUGAGCAGCGAGGAGAUGAUGCAUGUGCCCAUAAGGACCCCUGACAGGCGGGGCAACGCUCCCAGGGAAGAUGAUGCCUUUGCUCCUGAAGCCUUCCCUUCAAGGGGAAGAGGCAGCAGCCGUGGAGACUGGAACAAACCCAGCUACUUCAACCCUGACAGGAUGGAAUAA
This is a messenger RNA of Melozone crissalis (California towhee), 567 nucleotides long. It is a transcript of the gene SPP2, whose product is annotated as secreted phosphoprotein 2. The record is from RefSeq and is a predicted model, not a curated record. The transcript is spliced from 6 exons. NCBI's taxonomy places the organism in Eukaryota, Metazoa, Chordata, Aves, Passeriformes, Passerellidae. The coding region runs from base 4 to 567 and encodes 187 amino acids. Gene Ontology annotation, biological process: bone remodeling. Gene Ontology annotation, cellular component: extracellular region.